Messenger RNA from Gloeophyllum trabeum ATCC 11539, 1878 nucleotides. RefSeq names its product pseudouridine synthase. Lineage: Eukaryota; Fungi; Basidiomycota; Agaricomycetes; Gloeophyllales; Gloeophyllaceae. The transcript is spliced from 9 exons. The record is from RefSeq and is a predicted model, not a curated record. Gene Ontology annotation, molecular function: pseudouridine synthase activity; RNA binding. Gene Ontology annotation, cellular component: nucleus. Gene Ontology annotation, biological process: tRNA pseudouridine synthesis; mRNA pseudouridine synthesis. The coding region runs from base 12 to 1748 and encodes 578 amino acids.
GGAGUGGGCGAAUGCUUCGCGUGCUGCACUUCCCCUCUCAUCGAGUCCUCUCGUACCGUGCCACAAACGCAAGCCCUCUAACGCUCCGGUCUCCCUUCCGUCAGAUAUUCGCAAGCACUGGCAUGAGCGAAGCCGAAGCAACCGGCGCCGGCUUGAAGAGGUCCGUGGACGAAGACCCGAGCUCGUCCAAGCGCGUUAGGAUCGAGUCCGAAAAUGCCACGCCCGAGGACACACCUGUGCCUGAUGCGAAGGACGUAGAGCCCGAAGCCAAAGAAGGGGUAGAACCAGAUGGGGGGAACGAAAAAGGAAAGAAAGGCGGGAAGGCGAAGGGUAAGCAGGGGAAGGAUAAGAAGGCGAAACCCAAGGGCAAGGGCAGGCGGCGGGGCACCCGCCAGGAUGGCUCGGGGGACGAGGGCGAGUCGGGACCAAAGACGCCGCGCCUCCCGAAGAGACAGUGUGCCCUCCUCAUAGGGUUCUGCGGCACCGGGUGUAAUGGGAUGCAGAUCCAACCGAACGUCCGGACGAUCGAGGGCGUGCUCUUCGACGCGCUCGUCAAAGCAGGCGCGGUGUCGCAGGACAACGCCGACGACCCAGUCAAGGUGAAUCUCGGCCGCGCAGCGCGUACCGACGCGGGUGUACACGCCGCUGGGAACGUCGUGUCUAUGAAGCUGAUUACGGAGGUGCCCGGCGUGAGCGACCUGAAGGGGCGCAUUAACGAGCUUCUUCCUCCAGAGAUCCGUUUGUGGAGUAUUCUGAGAGUGCAAAACUCGUUUAGUGCUCGGACGUUCUGUGACAGCCGCAAAUACACAUACACCUUCCCCUCCUACGUCCUCCUCCCCCCAAAGCCCGGCAGCGGGCUACACAAAACCUUCAACCUCAACCCCUCUGGCGAGUCCGCGGAGCCCGCCGUGCACCCAUUGUGGUCGUCCUCCCUGCAGGAGCCGACGAGCAGGGAGGAGGAUCUGGAGUGGAAGCGGCGGUGGCGCGUGGACCCUGAGCGGCUACAGGUUCUACGAGAUAUUGCGCAGAGGUUCGAGGGGUCGCAUAAUUUCCAUAAUUUUACGGUGGGGAGGGAUUUUAGCGAUAGGAGUACGCAGAGGUUUAUGAAGAAGGUCGAGAUCCCGGAUCCUGUGGUACAUGGGAACACGGAAUGGAUAAGCGUGCUAUGGCACGGGCAAAGCUUCAUGCUACACCAAGUACGCAAAAUGAUGUCCGUCAUGGUCCUCGCAUGCCGCACCGGCACUCCUCCCCAGAUCAUCGACGAACUCUACGGCCCGCGCACGGUCUUCGUCCCCAAAAUGCCCUCGCUGGGGCUACUCCUCGAGUACCCGAUCUUCGACGGCUACAACCGCCGCGUCGCGCCCGUCAACCAGGGGCACCAGCCCGGCGACGCGGAGUACCGCCCGCCGAUCGACUUCGAGGUGCACAGGGCGGAGAUUGACGCGUUCAAGCAGGAGUUUAUAUAUAAGGGGAUUCGGGAGAUCGAGGGGAGCGAUGGCGUCUUCGACGCGUGGGUGCGCCAUAUAGACUCGUACGCCGGCGGCGACCUGGGGUAUUUCAACCCCAAGGGCGUCAUUCCCUCCACAGCCGUCCUGAAGAAGGGCGAGCGGCGAGAAAAUCCGUUCAGGGAGAAGAAGCGGUUCGACGCGACGGGGAAGGCGGACAAGUUGAUUAAGGAGGAGGAAGAGGAGGAGGCGUCUGAGGAGGAGACGCUGGACAAGGCGAAGCUGGCUGAUAUGGAGGGGUGAAUAGACGGGGAGGUGACAUUAGGAAGGUAUUUAAUGUAUUUCAAGAAGUAAAAUGGAAUCACCCCUCUUUCCGGUAACUUGUGUCUUUAUGUGCGGCUGGUCUACUAGGAGUACCUUUGCGACGCUCAUA